This is a messenger RNA of Brassicogethes aeneus, 2431 nucleotides long. The record is from the annotation of a GenBank genome assembly. NCBI's taxonomy places the organism in Eukaryota, Metazoa, Arthropoda, Insecta, Coleoptera, Nitidulidae.
ACAAAGCAUACUCAACAAUAAAGUAUUGUCAAAGUUAAACAUGAAUCCAAAUGAAGUUAAAAAUAUCCCCGAUGAAAAAUGGUCCAUAGAUUAUGUCCUGGUAAUUAAUCGCUCCAUUUUAAAUUCCAAUCUGAAGAUAAACUGGUUGGAGACUUACAUGCAAAAUUUGCAGUCAUUUGGGUUCCAAUAUGAAAGAAAAGAGUUUGUUUGGGAUCGUAACGUUGAAUUUAUUUUGUUGCAUUUACAAGAGAAUAACAUUCUUGAAAUUUACGAAGCAUACAAAAUUGAAAUGACCAAGAACAGCGAGAUUUAUAAGUUUACGCAAAUUAAAUGGAAGUAUUUUAAAAACUUUUUAUUGAAACCUGAUAAGUUGAAACCGUUGUAUUUAAGAGCACCUGAACUAUUUGAUGGCGACAAACCAGAAACCUUGACACCGGCCGAGCGAAUCCACGCGAUCAGCUUCAUUUUGAAGCGAAACCUUUACGGAAGAGGUCCAUACGAAUUCGGCCUGGAAAACUUGAAAAAAGCCGGCGUUCUGGACUGCGCCUAUCCCUUGCACGACGGCGACCAUCACUGGACCGAAAGCGGUCCGCUGACCAGAAGGCAGUUACUGUUCGAAUUCUGGGCCAGGCCCAAACGAUGGUACCAGAUGCAGCCCAGCAACCUGAUCGAGAGUUACCUGGGUACUGACUACGCCUUUCAGUACGACUGGUUGGGCGUGUACACCGCCAUGCUCAUCAUACCGUCCAUAACGAGCAUCGUGGUGAUUUUAUACGGAGUGGCGACGAUAUCUUCCACAGAUCAUCCCGAAGCCAAUACGGUGUGCAAAUCGAACAAACUCAUAUGCCCCACGUGCUCCAUGUGCAAGUACUAUUACCUUAGGGAAACGUGCGUGUUCGAGAACUGGUCGCACGUCUUAAGCAACACGGGAACGAACGUCUUCGCCAUCUUGAUUUCCAUAUGGUCGACUUUCGUUUAUUCCCUGUGGAAUCGCAUUGAAAUCAUGAACGAAUUGAAAUGGAACGUUAAGUUUAUGGAAAAGGAUAUGACGAUGAGGCCAGAGUACAAAUACACUGCCUAUUAUCGGGAAGAACGCAACGGGCGCUUGGAACCGUACGUGCCGUUCUAUUCAUUUUUUAUCCACACACUGUUUUCGACUUUUGUGAUUGUUGGGUUGAUUGGAUUUACCGUUUGGGUUCAACUAUAUAUUAGAAUAUUUAGAAUGCAGUUCACCAUGUGGCUCGAUAAGGAGUUUACCACGUCUCCAUACGAAAGUGCAAGCAGGGUUGAAUCGAUAGCUUCGCAGUUUUUAAGUGCAAUAAUAAUAGCCCUGUUUACGUUAAUCUACCAAAAAAUUUACUACAGGAUUUCUUACAAAUUAACGAAAAUCGAAAACCCGAGAACGCAAUGGGAGUUUAUGGUAUCUUACUGCUACAAAUGUUACAUUAUAGAUAUUAUAAACUUUUACACGUCCCUAUUCUUAACUGGAUUUUUUGAAAUCACAUCUGAUCCAACCGAAGAGUUUAGUUCUUUAUUAUACGAAACGUUCAGAGAGGGCUGCAUAAGUUUGAACUGUGUUUUGGAAAGUGUUAUAUUGCAGUUUACAAUAUGGUUUAUUAGAAGUAUAUGGAAAUUAGUUGCGAAGCUGAUUUACCCUAAGAUUUAUCUACAUUUUAGAAAACGCAAAUAUCAAAAUAAAUACAUAGGAUUGACCAGAAUGGAUGAUCUCUCGCAAUGGGAAAAAGAUUUUUUGCUAGAGACCCCAGAAAAACUACAAGUAGUCCAUGCAAUGUUGGACGAACUUGUUGAAUACGGAUUUGUUUCUUAUUUUAUUUCCGUUUUCCCACUUGCCCCUCUAUGCGCUUUCCUCACCAACGUUAUACACUUACGUAUAGAGGCUUACAGAACGGUGGCGUAUAGAAGACGGCCGCAAUCAAUCAAAAUUAAUAAGGUGGUCAAUUGGUCCUUUCUACUCAAAUGUACCACAUACAUCGGAAUUUUCACAAACGCUAUUUUUAUUUGCUUUACUGGCAAUUUCGUGCACCAUACCUUCGAAAAAUUAAAUGCCAACUACAUUGCAGAUGAAUAUUCAUUUUUAAAAAUAAAUACAUCAAAAGUCAUUUCCUAUUACAACUACACCGUCAAGGAGGAUUACUGUUAUUAUAAAAUGGUUGGACGAACCGACAAUCGGUUCUUUGUAAUCAUCAAGUCUUACACAGCCCUAUUUUUCCUAAUUGUACUGCACUUAGUGUUCCUUAUAAAAGGACUUGCUUCGUUUAUUAUAUCCCCUAUUCCGCCGUCGGUUCUUGCAGAAGCAGCGCGUCAUCAAAAAGAAAAAAGAAAGGAAAAGAUUCGAACUUUGGAGAAUACCGUACUGUUGGAACUAAAGGAAGAAACCCGGGUAAGGUUUGACCUUAAAAAGAAACAUUAG